AUGGCCUACAAAUGUGAGACAGAGUGCCAGCAGUGGACGGAGAGCGGCAGUGAUGAGGACAGUGACACCGAUGAAAUGCUGUGUGGAAUCCAAGAGAGCUACGCCACUGACCUGUACCACCACCCCCAACUGGGAACAGACAUCGAGGCAGUCAGAACUUUGUAUUCAGACUCUGCAGUUUCUGUCAGGGAGUAUGGCUCCAUAGAUGAUGUGGAUGUUGACCUAAACAUCAAUGCCAACUUUUUGGAUGCAGAAGUUGCCAAAGCCUGGAGGGUAAAUCCAUCAGAGCCAAUUGUAAUCCGUCUGCACUUCUCAGUGUCUCAGUAUCUGGAUGGACCUGCACCUACAGUGGAAGUCUUUCAGCCAUCAAACACUGAUCAGUUCAGUGUCGGGAAACAACUGCAGAACAUUCUCACAAUCUUCAUAUCUCAAGAGUGGAAACACUUGACAAAUGAGAGCAUCGUAGUCCGACAGAAGCGCAGACACAGCUGGUUCAGGCCGAGUGGGACCAUGAAGAAGUUUCGUGCGAGGCUCAGCAUCUGGCUACCACAGUCAAAGUCAAAUGGGCUCCAUGAACCAGCUGAGAGGAGUAAAAUCCUUUUACCAGCAAUAAAGCUGAAUCGUUUCACAAAUCGUCAAACUUCCUACGCCAUCAAGAAUCCAACUGGAGAGCUCUUCACGUACACACCCAGUGGAAAGAGGGUGGUGGUCUCAGCGGUCAAAUCAUCAGCACAGCUCAGCACCAAACAGCUGGUGGAGCUGCUCUUCACCUCCAACGCCAUUGGUCACUGUAAGACCACACCAAGCCUGCAGCACGGCUUCUUGAUACAGAUGAUGAGGUACGCCGAGCAGAGAAUCUCAACCCUGAACGAAUACUGCGUUGUUUGUGACGAGCGGCAUGUGUUUCAAAAUGGCCCAAUGCUUAAGCCGGCAGUUUGCACCAGAGAGCUGUGUGUGUUCUCCUUUUAUAAGCUGGGAGUCAUGUCUGGAGCGACGGAAGAGGUUGCCACCGGUGCAGAGGUGAUUGACCUGUUGGUAGCCAUGUGCAAAGCUGCUCUUCAGUCUUCACGCAAGAGCAUCAUAUUUGAGCCGUACCCUUCUGUUGUUGAUCCAUACAACCCCAAAACUCUGGCCUUUAGCCCAAAGAGGAAGAGCUACGACAGGCUGCAGAAAGCUCUGGACAGCGUCUUGUUGAUCAGAAGGAUGGCACAGGGUCCUUAUUCUGAGAUAAAGAAGCAGAUGGACAAGAUAGACCCUCUCGCUCAUCCUUUACUACAGUGGAUUUUAGCGAGCAACAGAUCUCACAUUGUCAAGCUUCCACUGAACAGGCAACUGAAAUUCAUGCACACGCCCCAUCAGUUCCUGCUCAUCAGCAGCCCUCCGUCCAAAGAGGCUCGUUUUCAAACCGCGAGGAAACUUUAUGGCAGCACCUUUGCUUUCCAUGGUUCCCACAUCGAAAACUGGCACUCUAUUUUGAGAAACGGCCUGGUUAAUGCCUCUUACACAAAAUUACAGCUUCAUGGAGCUGCUUAUGGAAAAGGCAUCUAUUUGAGUCCUAUUUCAAGCAUAUCUUUUGGAUAUUCUGAGAUGGGUAAAGGUCAACACAAAAUGCCAACCAAAGAAGAGCUCAUGGAGAAAUACAACCGAAUAAAUAAAAUCAAAGAGGAGCCACUGGGAGAAGGCAGGUUUCUGCAGAGCAGUAACCUAAACUGCAUUGCACUCUGUGAAGUGAUAACUUCAAAAGACCUUCACAAACAUGGGAACAUUUGGGUGUGUCCAACACCCGACCAUGUGUGCACACGUUUCCUCUUUGUGUAUGAAAAUGGUCAGGUGGGAGAGGUCCACAUCAACACUCAGGAAGCCAAAAUCCAGAGAGAAAUUCUACAAGUAAUUGCUUCAAAGCCAUGCUGA
This is a messenger RNA of Stegastes partitus (bicolor damselfish), 1911 nucleotides long. RefSeq names its product poly [ADP-ribose] polymerase 6-like. Lineage: Eukaryota; Metazoa; Chordata; Actinopteri; Pomacentridae. Gene Ontology annotation, molecular function: NAD+ poly-ADP-ribosyltransferase activity. The record is from RefSeq and is a predicted model, not a curated record. The transcript is spliced from 22 exons. Bases 1 to 1911 code for a protein of 636 amino acids.